This is a messenger RNA of Phodopus roborovskii (desert hamster), 1621 nucleotides long. RefSeq names its product dynein axonemal assembly factor 8 (gene Dnaaf8). NCBI's taxonomy places the organism in Eukaryota, Metazoa, Chordata, Mammalia, Rodentia, Cricetidae. The coding region runs from base 17 to 1519 and encodes 500 amino acids. The record is from RefSeq and is a predicted model, not a curated record. Gene Ontology annotation, cellular component: dynein axonemal particle. Gene Ontology annotation, molecular function: dynein complex binding. The transcript has 8 exons.
UUAAGCCUGGACCCCCAUGACAUCCAAAGACAAAGAUGUGGUGUCCUUGGCACUUUCUCCCUGGGAUGCCAUCCUUAAGGCUGCCAAAGACCAGGUGCCAUCCCUGGAUUCAGACUCCUCCUUGUCUGACUGUGAAGAAGAAGAAGAAACCUUCAUCUUUCAGCGAAACCAGCCUGUCCUGAUUCCAGACCUGGCUGAGGAGUUGGCUGAAGACCCUGUUGAAUCUGGGGCCUGGAUUGCUGUAGGGAGUUCUACACUUGAGCCAUUUCUGGUUCCUGGGAGACAAGACAUAGAACCCAGAAGUGGACAGAAGGUAAAACAGAAGGACUUAGCACUUCAGGAAAGAAGAGGCCCUAGCUGGGCUUGCCCGAGCUGUGUCAAGAUCAAUCCUAUUCUUGUGGAGGCUGAGGAGGGCCCACCUUGGCUGGAAGGCAACCUUAGAAGCCUGUCUAAUCCCAAAGGAUCCCAGAGUCCCCCGUGGACUUCCCAGGGAGAAGAAGCCACCUUUCCUUUGGAAGGAGAGCUGAAGACAGAGCCCUCAGAUAUUGACAAGCACAGAGCCCUCCGCAGGGAAAGGAGGAAGAUGAUAGAGAAGGAUAUUCUUCAGAAAGUGACCCAGGCUUCCCAGAACCCAGCCUGUGGUGACCAACGCCAGGCUCCAGAGUCAGGACCCUGGCCAGAAGCAUCCUCAGAACAGUCCUGGAAAGGUUGUCCAGUGCUCUCACUCCAGCAUCUUGAAGACUGGGAUUUGGAUUACAUCCUUCAGAGUCUGCCAGGGCAACAGGACUGCUCGGGUGACAGUGCUCCCAGAACUGCGUGGUGGUUAGCUGACCACUGCCAAAACCAAGGGCACACCAUUGGACUCUCCCAGGACACACUCCUGGACCAGCUGGACCUCUUGUGUGCCUCUCAGUCCAGAGUCUGGAAGGCAUCUGCUGACAAGCCCAGAGACACAGAAGAACAGGAAGCCAGAAACAGAAGUGCUUUAGCAGAACCUGGCUUUCAAACUGUGCCAGCCCAGAAGCUGGCAGGGAGUAGGAGACUGAAGACAGAGCCUCCUACCAUUUUCAUGGACCUGCGGCAGACAGAGCCAUCGGAACCACAAGAGCACCAGUCCUGGGAGAGCUCUGUAUCUAGCUCCUCUGACAGUGAGGAGGAUGUGGAGGCAGCAGACCCAGAACAGGGGGCAUCCUUCCAGAAAUGGAGGGACUGUACAGGGAAGAGCCAGCUUCUCCAGCAGCUGAGGGCAUUUCGGAAGGGGGCUGUUGCAUCCCAGCUAUCUACCAGUGACAGUCCUGGAGGCCAAAAGGCUCAAGCCCCAGAGGAUUCUGCUGGAUCACAAACUGGAAGGAAGAAACACAUAAAACUCUGGGCUGAGAAGCAAAAUGCCUUGGAUCUAUGUCUUGGGAUACAGCCGGCCAGAGAGGUGCUGUUACCUGCUAUGGGCCAGCUAUAUUCAACUCAGGUAAAAGAUCUGAAAAUCAGGCCAGGUGGCAGAUUUCUAUCCACACAGCUCUGAUGGUCCUUCUACAGCCCACCUGUUUUUAAUAGCACAGGCCUCUGGGGGCUGGGACCCUUACUCUGGACCCCACCCAGACAGUUUAAACAUAUUUAAACUUUU